Messenger RNA from Brassica rapa (field mustard), 808 nucleotides. Its product is annotated as auxin-responsive protein SAUR21. Gene Ontology annotation, biological process: response to auxin. NCBI's taxonomy places the organism in Eukaryota, Viridiplantae, Streptophyta, Magnoliopsida, Brassicales, Brassicaceae. The record is from RefSeq and is a predicted model, not a curated record.
UUCUUUGAUUAUAUUAGGAUCACACAUGACCAAUUAUAAGUAAAAUAGAGGAUUCUUUCCUUAGAAACAUUGAGAAAACAAGCCCUUGUGAACUGGAUAUGGAGAUUAUCCAGAUAGACAAGUUGUUUUAAUACAUCUUUUAUAGAUGUUAAAGACAGAACCAUGUUCUAGCUUGUCCCACACUUGUAGACCACAGGUUUCAACGACUUUUCAAAGAAGGUUCAAACUCAUUCAUUGAUCUUUCUAUAUAUACACAUACCCCUUUCUUUAUAUCAUCAACAAACAGGAAGCAACAUAUCCAUCAACUUGAAGCUUUUCAUACAUCUGAUCAAAAGCCUCAAAAGAAUUUUCAAACUUUACAAAAAGAGAUGGCGUUGAUGAGAAGUCUACUGGGUGCAACGAAGAUUUUUGGCCUCUACACCGCCAAAAGAGCAACCAUGGCGGCACCACCAAAAGGGUUUCUUGCGGUGUACGUAGGAGAAAGUCAGAAGAAGAGAUAUAUGGUGCCAAUCUCUUACUUGAGCCAGCCUUCGUUUCAAGCUCUUCUCAGUAAAUCCGAGGAAGAGUUUGGGUUUGAUCAUCCAAUGGGUGGCCUAACCAUUCCUUGUCCCGAAGAUACAUUCAUCAAUGUGACUUCUCGGAUGCAGUGAUGAAUAACUGAUUUUCUAGUAUUUUAUUCUUGUGGAGUUAGAAGUAGACAUAUUCAUUGUAAAUAGAUGACCUUUUUUAUCUUUCUUCUUGAAAGAGUUGUUCUAAAGGUUUACAUGGUGAAUGUCAUUUUUAUGCAAUGGACACGAUCUUGUCAAUA